Messenger RNA from Carassius gibelio (silver crucian carp), 5757 nucleotides. RefSeq names its product calcium homeostasis endoplasmic reticulum protein. The transcript has 25 exons. The record is from RefSeq and is a predicted model, not a curated record. Gene Ontology annotation, biological process: intracellular calcium ion homeostasis. Gene Ontology annotation, molecular function: nucleic acid binding. The coding region runs from base 7 to 3603 and encodes 1198 amino acids. Gene Ontology annotation, cellular component: perinuclear region of cytoplasm. NCBI's taxonomy places the organism in Eukaryota, Metazoa, Chordata, Actinopteri, Cypriniformes, Cyprinidae.
UUCAAGAUGGCACCGUGUAUAGUGUUGGCUGGCCUUCACUUGGUGUUGUCUAUUUUACAGUUCCUGCUAAUAUUUGUAUGUUUUAUCAACCCAAAGUGCUCUCUUUGGAUUUACGACUGCAAAACUUUGAUUCAAAUUCGUGCACUGAUGGCAGAUGUCACUCGGAGCAAAAAAAGGACUUUGUCCUCGCAGCAGCCUGGGACUGAUCGUCGGCGAAAGCGUGGCAGCAAAGGAGGGAAGUAUAUUAAAGCGAAAGCGGCGGAGGUGCUCGAGAGGAACCAGGCGGCUCGACGAAACAGGCCUCCGAGAGGAAUACAUCUCACCAAUCUGAGUUAUAUCGAAUCGGAUGUGUUCUCGAAUGGGACUCCAUCGCUCCCAUUGGAGUCUGAUAAUGAGGUCGCAGAUGUUCCUGUGCCGAUGCUCCCGCCGCCGUCCACGCCGUCUGUGGAGGAGCUGAUCCAGCAGAGCCAGUGUAACCUGCAGCAGCAGGAGCAACACCUGCUCAGCCUCGGACAGGAGCAAGUGACGGCAGCCAUCUCUUUGGCGAUGGAGCAGCAGAUGCAGAAGCUGCAGGUGGAGACACAGCUGGACAUGAACGAGUUUGAUAACCUGCUGCAACCCAUCAUAGACACCUGCACCAAAGAAGUCAUAGCGGCUGGAAAGGACUGGAUGCUCAGUAAUGCCAAAACCCAGCCGCACUGCGAGCUGAUGGCGUCGCAUCUCAGAGACCGCAUCAUUGCAGACGGGGCUCAAUUCGAGCUCCGCCUACAUCUCAUCUAUCUGACCAAUUGCGUCCUGCAUCACUGUCAGAGGAAUAAUCAGAAGGAUCUGUUGGCGGCUCUUCAGAAGGUCGUGGUUCCCAUUUACUGCACCAGCUUCCUGGAAGUAGAGGAAGAAAAGCGGCAGAAUAUCACCCGCCUGCUGGUGCUCUGGGAGAAGAACGGUUACUUUGAUAACAUCACGAUUCAGCAGCUUCAGAGUCCAGACCUGGGUCUGAGACAAUAUCAGGCGUCGCUCAUCACAGAGUAUGCUCCGGUGGUGCAGCCCAUCCAGAUGGCCUUCCAGCAGCAGAUCCAGGCUCUGAAGACACAGCACGAGGAGUUCGUGAACAAUCUGAAGCAGCAGCAGACAGCAGCGGUGACCUCUCAGCUUGGAGAUCCAAAUCCUCCAUUGCCCGUUUGGUUCAAUCCGCUGCACAACAUGCUGGCGUGGAACCCGCAACAACCUCCGCCUUUCGACCCGUAUCAAGCCCCGCCCCCCUGGCCCCCCUGGAACAGCCAUGGGGGCAUGUGGAACUGGAGCAGCCCUUGGGACGGGGGCUCCGCAGGCCCCUGGAGCGGUCAGUUCAACCAGCCACCUUGGAGUAGCCAGCCGGAUCAAGCAUUACCAUGGGGCCACGGGCCCUUCCCUCCUCCUCAGCAGCCACUACCACCACACAACUUCGGACACUUCAUGCAGGGCGAGUUUCCUCCGCGGCAUCCCUUCGAACAGUCGUCGUAUCAGCCGCAUCGAUUCGACUACCUACAGGAAGACUUCCCUGGAGAGAUCAGUUCGGCACCUCAUCACCACUCAAACCAGAGGACUCCUUCUCCUGGGAUAUCUGAUUCUCCUCUGUAUGGUGGACAUCAGCAUCCUGAUUCCGGGUCGCCUCCUCAUGGCUAUAAUGGUCAAGCGUCACGCAAGCGGUCACACAAGCGGUCACACAAGCGGUCACACAAGCGGUCACACGAGCGGUCACACGAGCGGUCACACGAGCGGUCACACAAACAUCGUCAGAGCCCUUCUCACGUAAAUCAGGACGACCCCAGCCUGGUGCCCGAUGAGCCCUACUACGACCUUCCUGCAGGACUUAUGGUGCCACUUGUGAAGCUUGAAGAUUAUGAUUUUAAACCUCUGGACCCCAAAGACCUCCGUCUGCUGCCCGUAAAGCCUCCCAGUGACCGUGUGCUGGCUGCGGUGGAGGCGUUUUACAUCCCACCGUCUCACGACAGACCAAGAAACAGUGAGGGUUGGGAACAGAAUGGUCUGUAUGAAUUCUUCCGGGCCAAAAUGCGAGCGAGGCGGAAAAAGGAACGGGACAAACGCAACAGCACACGGAGUCCUUCGGGCAGCCGGUCAUGCAGCCGAGGGCGAUCUAUCUCAAGUUCUAGCUCCAGAUCUUCCAAAUACUCUCGGUCCAGAUCCCGAUCCAGAUCCCGCUCUCGCUCCUACUCCAGAUCUCACUCUCGUUCUCGCUCCUACUCCAGAUCUCGCUCUAACCAUCCCAAAAAUAUAUCUGCUUUGACAUUGUUGUUGAACACAUUUUUGACUUUAUCCCGGAGGAGCAGGAGUCGCUCCAGAUCCGGGUCCCGAAGUCGAUCCCGCUCCAGACAUCGCGCCAGAUCACGAUCACCAGAUAAGCGUCGCCACUCUGCAAAAUCUCGCAGUCCAGCGCCACCCAGGAGUCACUCCAGAUCCGGGUCCCGAGGUCGCUCACGCUACAGACAUCGUGCCAGAUCACGAUCUCCAGACAAGCAUCUUGACGUUGCAAAACCACGCAGUCCAGCACCACCCAGGAGUCACUCCAGAUCCGGGUCCCGAAGUCGCUCCCGUUACAGACAUCGCGCCAGAUCACGAUCUCCAGACAAGGAUCUUGACGUUGUAAAAUCUAGCAGUCCAGUGCCACCAAGCAGGAGUCACUCUCGAUCCAGAUCCCGAAGUCGCUCCAGAUCACAAUCUCCAGACAAGCAUCUUGACGUUGGAAAAUCACGCAGUCCAGCGCCACCAAGCAGGAGUCACUCCAGAUCCGGGUCACGAAAUCGCUCCCACUCCAGAUCUCGUUCAGAGUCACAAUCUCCAAACAAGCAUCUUGAAGCUGCAAAAUCACGCAGUCCAACACCACCAAACAGGAGUGACUCCAGAUCCGGGUCCCGAAGUCGCUCCUGCUCCAGAUCACAAUCUCCAGACAAGCAUCUUGACACUGCAAAAUCUUGCAGUCCAACACCACUAAGUAGGAGUCAUUCCAGAUCUGGCUCCAAGUCACAAUCUCCAGACAAGCAUCUUGACACUGCAAAAUCUUGCAGUCCAAUGCUACUAAGCAGGAGUCACUCCAGAUCCAGGACCCGUAGUCGCUCCAGAUCACGAUCUCCAGACAAGCAUCUUGACGUUGCAAAAUCAUGCAGUCCAGCGCCACCAAGCAGGAGUCAGUCCAGAUCCGGGUCCCAAAGUCGCACCAGAUCUCGCUCUAAGUCACGAUCUCCAGACAAGCAUGUUCACACUGUAAAAUCACGCAGUCCAACACCACCCUCCACAUCUGGUUUGGGUUCAGGCCCUGCUACGUUACCAGCCGACCUCAGGUUGGGCGAAGAAAACAAGGGCUAUCAGAUGCUCAUGAAGAUGGGCUGGAGCGGAUCAGGAGGUCUUGGUGCUAAAGAACAGGGCAUUCAAGACCCCAUCAAAGGAGGUGAAGUCCGGGAUAAGUGGGACCAGUAUAAAGGAGUGGGAGUCUCAUUGGAUGACCCAUACAUGAACUUCAGGAAAAACAAAAGCAACGAUUUUGCCACAAAGAUGAAAGCACGAGAAAAAGUAAGCAGAGACCCACAGGAUCCCUCCAGCACAGAGUGAUCACCCAUCACACGUGAACUUCCUCUAUUGCGUGGGUCUUGGGUCGCCUGUGAGCACUAAUAAACUAGAAGGAAAAAAAAUUCCUGCUUGUAAACACUAAAGAUAUUGAAGAAAUCUAAAAACAUUUUGAUAUAUAAACAACAAUCAUUGAACGUCUAACCCUCACAGCCUCAUUUUCGUUCCCUGUCGAAUUCUUAUCUCUUUAGUAUCCUCUAGUGUGGUGUAUUUAUAAUCAGCGUGUCCUAGUGACUCAAUCACUGACGUGUAAUGACGUGUGGUGGAGUCAAUUAAUGCUCUAGUGAGAUCUAACUGCUGCCGCGACAUGUUGUUGAGUGCAGAAAUGGUAGGGCUAUGCCAUCAUAGCAUGUUAACAUGGAAGAAAUAUUAAUGUGUUCAGGGUUAUUCAGACGUAAAGCGGGUAGUUCAUAUUGUGUACUCACUCUUGAUGGUUGUGUGACUUGCUUUUGGGGUGGGGUCCACGUACGUCAUGCCCAGUGAUGGACCAACGGCAGCCAUGCCUGAAUCAAUUGACAGCUUAAAUCGGUGUAUCUCACAAAAAUGUGUCCAGGUCUUCCCAGGUUUUUUGCAUUACGGUAAUGGGAGUUUGUAGCAAAAUGUGCUUAAAUGUCAUGAAAAUAGUAAAAAAAAACAAAAAAAAAAACACUAAUAACAUUUUGAUUUUAAUAUAAUAUAUGACUUGGAUUUGUUCUUGUCCCAAAUACAUUUUUCGCAAAACAAGAAUGAAAGUGGUCCUAAACUAUAACCAUGAGGUACACCCCAAAGAAAUCGAGUUAGAAGGUUUUGUGAGGUUCACCCAAAUACAUUUCUCUCAGAACAAGAACAAAGUGGUCCUAAACUAUAACCCUGAGGUACACCCCACACAAAAUAGUCUGGCUGGCCUGAAGUAUCAGAUUAUGUAAACCUACUAGAAGUCUAUGUGUAAAUGAAUCCAUCUGCCUGAGUCUGUAUUGCAACCUCCUUCAAGUGCCAGUCAGAACAGGGUCCAUGUGUUGCCGUUGUAUUGGAUGAGCUAGACCUUAAGACUCUUGAGUGUCAACUGGAAAAUGUUGUUUGUGAUAAAAUACGGUCAUUGUCGCCAUUCUGGGAUUUUUUUUUCACCCCCGGCUCUUAAUUCAUGUUUUUUUUUUCUGGAGCAUCAAUGAGCAUUUGAACCUUCUGUAAUAGUUUCAUGUGGGUCCCUUCGUUGUGCUCCGUGUUAAAAGAUAGAUCUCAAAAUGAUACAGUUACUACUGGAAAGGGUUAAAAUACACAAAAAUGCUGGAAAAACUAAUGUGUGGGACCUGAGGGAUUUUUCUGAAGAACAGCAGACAGUUUUAACUGUUCAGAACAAACAAGGGACUCAUGAUAAACCAUCACUACACAAAAAAAACAAAAAAAACAUCUGUUGAUCAUUCAGGUAAAAACACAUUACGAGUGAAGUGUAUGUAAACUUUUGAACAAGGUCAUUUUAUAAAUUCAACUAUUUUCUCUUCUGGACUAUAUUUUACAAUAAAAAAUACAAUAUUUUAAGUUGGGAAAUUUGUAAAAUAUAUACAUAUCUAAUGUAUGAAAUCACACAUGGACUGGCUCCUCCUGUAUUGAACCAGUUUGUAAACCUAUCACCGUCUGGUUACAGAUUAACAAGAACUGUAAAAAGAGGUGAUGGCAUAGUCCCUUUUAGAAAAAGUGCAUUUAGUCAAAAAGUGUUUUCAGUUAGGGCUGCACGAGAGUGGAACUCCAUCCCAACUUACAUUACAAAUUUCAAUGCGUAUGUUUCCUUUAAGUUUUACUUAAAGAAGUGGUUAACUGAGAGUCAGCAUUGUCAACAUUAGUUUUAUGAAUUAAACUCUGCUGCUGUCUUGUCAUUUCUGCUCUGCUGGUAUGAGAUUUUAUGUUAUGUAUAUGAGGUUGUAUGGUUUCGGUCUGACUAAAUGAUUAGGGCUACUUGUCUGUAUGCUUACAUUAUCUUUGUUUGUAUUAUGAUAUUACUGAUUCAUUGUUUGUCAUUUUGUUUGACAGUUGGAUUGUAUGAGUGAGCUGAUAUUGAUUUGUUGGUUCUGUAUAACUUUUAAGCAGAUGUUUUUUUUUUUUAGGUAUCGUGUGAAUGGUAUAUGUAUUUUAGAGUAUGUAAAUAAAAUGUAUUGAUUAAUUCUU